CUAUUAUGACGUCAUGUUGGUCGCACUGUCAGUAAAAAUACGACAUAACCUGUAAGUCGAUCGCCGCGCGAAAAAGUAUGAAUUUCUUUAUUACAUUGUCUUCCAGGGAUUAUUGAAUCGAAGCAAAUUGUGUUUCUUUGACAUCGGUCGUGCUUAGAACAAAAGGAACGUCGACAUGAAAUGCGUUAUACCGGGGGGAAAUGUAAAGAUCUUGGCAAAAGCCAUACAUAUGCUGGCAAAAAUUGGGGAUGAGAUGUAUGUGAAUCCACAACAAGAAUCGAUAUCCUUCAGUACAGUCAACAUGGCAAAAUCAGCAUAUUCUGACUUUACAUUUCACAAAAAUUUCUUUUCUUAUUAUGUCCUUGGGGAUCUUGAGGAAGAAGAAACCCAAAAGUGUAAAAUAUCUAUGAGAAGCGUCAUGACUAUCUUCAAAUCUGCGCAUACAUUAGACAAGUAUGUGGAGACCUGUCACAUUAAUCUGGAAAUAAAUGCUUGUAAUCUGGUAUUCAUCUUGAAAUAUAGAAAUGGCAUUAACAAGUCCUACUUGUCACCCAUCUUGGAUGAUGAGAAGUUGCAAGCAUCGUACACUAAGACUGGUAUGACUAACGAGUUGACGUCACGGGCUCGAACAUUAAUAGAUGCUCUACAGAAUUUUCAGCAGAACCUGAUUGAAAUAACACUUGAGGUAACACCACAGAAACUGCUACUCAGAAAUUAUGUGGAUGAUGCUUCAGUUUUACAACAUAUCACACGCACGCAGUUAGUCCUCAGUGUCGGAGAGUUCGAUCGUUACGUAAUAGGCAACGAGACGGUUGUCACAUUCUGCCUGAAAGAAUUUCGAGCUUUCCUCACUUUCAGUGAGAGCGUAGGUGUCCCAGUUAGUGCACAUUUCGAGACUGCGGGGAGCCCAGUGCUAUUCAUUUUGAAAAACCAAGGCUUCGAGGUGAACUUGGUGUUGUCAACGUUGAGUCCGGAUAGCGACACUCAAUCAGACACCACAGUUGUUAGUAGGCACGUGCAAUCUGUUCGCAAGAAGUCAGUUUUGAAAUGUAAAUCAUCCUCCAAACACAACAACAAAGCUACAAAUCAAGCAAAGAAGUCUACAGUCCCACACAAUGCUAAAAUUGAUAGUAUGUUCAAGAGGCAGAAUGCGGAAAAGACUAAUCAAGGGAAUGAGACGCUUAAUCGAGUUGAGAACAACGUUCGCGCGACCACGGGAACGAAUAAUCCUGUAAACGACGUACCAGAGAGCAAUCAAGCCAAGCCGGAGCGGAGUCACUUAUUUGCUAUCAGUCCUAGUACGCCAUCGUCGACGACUCUUAAAAGAAUCCCAGAGAGUCACAAGAAGUUGGUGAAUUCGGUAUUCUCCAGCAUCACAAAGCGAAAGUCUACGAGCGAUUAUUUCAAAGAAGAACAGGACGCGGAACUCAUAGACCUAGAUGAAAGCAUCCCGCGUUCACCACCGCGCCAACAGUUGGCCAAAAGAGCCAAAACAGUGUUUCAAAAGUGUUUCCAAACCACCUUCGAUCCGCGAAUGCUGCCCGGCCACGAUACAAUCUUAGUAGAGGAUUCUGACGAAAACAACAGCGAUUAAAUCUAUCGCGAGUUUUUAGACUAUUAGUUUUUUCUUUUUUUUUUAUUUCGUCAACCAUGUUAAGUAUAAAUCAAAGAAACAUUGAUAUUACGAGAUCAGAUCAGAUAUGAGGAAGUUAAUGGGACCUGUUUUACAUAGAAACAGACAGUGCUCUUUGUGAAGAUCAAUAUAUGUUAAUUUAUAUAGAGCAUAUUAUAUAUAUAUAUACAUGUGAAUAUAUUUUUCACUGAAAUGUUAUUAAAUCUUUUCCACAAAUUUUUAUUA
This is a messenger RNA of Odontomachus brunneus, 1858 nucleotides long. RefSeq names its product cell cycle checkpoint control protein RAD9A (gene Rad9). Gene Ontology annotation, cellular component: checkpoint clamp complex. The record is from RefSeq and is a predicted model, not a curated record. Lineage: Eukaryota; Metazoa; Arthropoda; Insecta; Hymenoptera; Formicidae. Bases 176 to 1594 code for a protein of 472 amino acids. Gene Ontology annotation, biological process: mitotic intra-S DNA damage checkpoint signaling; DNA replication checkpoint signaling; cellular response to ionizing radiation. The transcript has 6 exons.